AUGGACAAAGGGCUCGAUCAAGCGCCAGCCUACGACCAAGGCCUGGAAAAGGAAGUCGACGUCAAGGAGUUGAGAUAUGGAGAGGCGACCGACAUCUAUGGAGACGUGGAGACCGCCGAUCGAUAUGGCUAUGUUGCUCGAGGAUUAAAAUCGCGCCAUAUUCAAUUCAUUGCCCUUGGUGGCACGAUUGGUACCGGUUUAUUCUUGGGUAUCGGUCGAGCUCUGACUCAAGGCGGUCCCCUCAGUUUGCUACUUGGUUAUACGAUGACUGGCUGCGCUAUCUUCGGCAUGAUGAUGUCUCUCGGCGAAAUGGCUACUUGGCUGCCUCUGCCCGGUGCCAUUCCUCAAUUCUGCGCGCGUUAUGUGGACCCAGCUAUGGGUUUCGCCGUUGGCUGGAAUAACUGGUAUCUUUGCGCGAUCACUCUCUGCGUCGAAAUUGCAGCCGCAUCGGUCAUAAUUCAGUUCUGGGAGGGCGCGGUGGAUAUCAACGUCGCCGCCUGGAUUUCCAUUGUCAUUGUCCUGGUCCUGGUGCUCAAUAUCUUCGCCGUUUCGGUCUAUGGUGAAGCGGAGUUCAUUUUCGCCAGUAUCAAGAUUAUCACGAUUGUCGGAUUGCUCAUCUUGUCUCUGAUCAUCGACCUCGGGGGCGUUCCUGGCACUCCACGGCUCGGAUUCCAUUUUUGGAAAGAACCCGGUGCAAUGAACGUCUACAAGGGCACGGGAGACAAAGGCCGUUUUCUUGGUUGGUUCUCAACGCUCGUCAAUGCUGCGUUCUCCUUUGGCGGCGUGGAGACAGUGGCAUGUGCUGCAGGAGAAGCGGCGAACCCGAGACGCAACAUUCCCAAGGCUGUUCGACGUGUGUUCUGGCGUAUUCUGUUUUUCUACGUCCUUGGGUCUCUUGCCCUUGGAGUUUUGGUCCCGUACGACGAUGAACGCCUCUUGGAUGCUCAAGAAAAGAACGCUCCUGGUGGUGCCGCCUCUCCCUGGGUCAUCGCAAUAUACCGAGCUGGUAUUCCGGCUUUGCCCUCGAUUAUCAAUGCCGUGAUUCUCACAUCUGCCUCUUCGUCAGCUAAUGCCUUCUUGUACACCGGAAGUCGAUAUCUCUAUGCCCUCGCCCAGAACCGCCAUGCCCCAAGAUUCCUACUCAAGUGCUCCAAAUCGGGCGUCCCAAUUUACUGCGUUUUAAUCACAGCAUUAAUUUCCUUGCUCACAUACCUGUCCACCACCGCGGGUUCAAACGUGGUGUUUGUAUGGUUUCAGAACCUGACCACCAUCGCAUCCCUUUUCACUUGGUGCUCCAUUUGCGUGGCUUAUAUCAAGUUCCACAAUGCUCUCAAGGCCCAAGGUGUGGAUCGCGACACCCUGAUAUUCCGAAGUCCAUUCCAACCCUAUGUUGCCUGGAUAUCUCUGAUUUUCUUCUCCAUUAUUAUCGUGUUUAACGGAUUCUAUGCCUUCCUUCCAUUCAACACUCGUUCAUUCAUCACUGCAUAUGUCGGCAUCCCGAUUUACUUUGGUCUUUACGUAUUCUGGAAAAUUUUCAAAAGGACAAAGGCCGUGGCAGCCUCCGAGGCCGACAUCUUUACCGGAAAAGCCGCUCUUGAUGCGGUUGAAUGGCCGUCGGAAAUCCCGAAGAAUUGGAUCGAAAAGAUUUGGUACUGGAUCGCAUAA
Molecule: messenger RNA, 1665 nt
Organism: Coccidioides posadasii C735 delta SOWgp
Lineage: Eukaryota; Fungi; Ascomycota; Eurotiomycetes; Onygenales; Onygenaceae
Biological process (GO): amino acid transmembrane transport
Cellular component (GO): membrane
Molecular function (GO): amino acid transmembrane transporter activity
Source: RefSeq, a predicted model, not a curated record